Messenger RNA from Racocetra fulgida, 261 nucleotides. The record is from the annotation of a GenBank genome assembly. Lineage: Eukaryota; Fungi; Glomeromycota; Glomeromycetes; Diversisporales; Gigasporaceae.
AUGCAAUGUGAAAUCAGUGGCUUUACUAAAAAAAAAAUUAAAAAAAUAGUUAGUAAGGACAUAAAACAAAAAAAAGAAAAGCAAAAAGCAGAGAAAAGUGAAAAGAAAAUCAAGAAAAAAGAAAUAAGCAAAAGCAAAAAAAGCAACAAGCAAAAAGCAAAAAAAGCAAGAAAAGCAAAAGUGAAGCAGGCAAGCAAAAAGCAAAAGCGAAGAAGGCAAGAAAAAUCAAAAGCGAAGCAAGCAAGCAAAAAGCAAAAGUGA